UCGCACCGUGUCGCUUUCUGCGGUCUUGUCGGUCUCGUCCGAAUUUCACAUUGGCAUCUAUAUUUACACACCGUCAACAAAAUAGAAUGGAAACCUAAUUGAUAAAGAAACAAUCGCAAUUUGUUGAUACGUGUUCCGUCUUCUGGCCCAUCCGGCACCUGGCAUAUCCAACAACAGCAGCAAAAAUGGAUGUCUUUCUAAUGAUAAGAAGGCGAAAACUCACUAUAUUUACAGAUGCAAAAGAUACCACAACUGUAUUGGAACUGAAGAAGAUAAUUGAAGGUAUUUUAAAAGUUGCACCACAAAACCAACAGCUAUUCAACAAGGACAACAUGAUUAUGGAAGAUGAGAAGACCCUGCAGGACUAUGGCCUAACAGCAGUCACAGCAAAAGCACAAAGUCCUGCCACAGUUGGCUUGGCAGUCAGGGAUGAUAAUGGACCAUUUGAACCUCUCGAACUAGCUCCGUACUCAGCACCACCAGACUUGCCGGACGUGAUGAAAUCUCAGGAGAACGUCAACGGUCAAGAGCAGACCUCAUGAACAGCAAUUUCAACACCGACACCAAACGAUUCCAUAACUGCUAUCAUCAACAAAGAAUUUUGUAUAUUUUCAACCGACGCGCAUAUUAAUUAAUUUCUCGCCUACCACCUACCGAUGCGACGGUGGUAGUAAAGCAAAGCGUAGAGACAAUUUUGUAUCAGUGAUAAAAAUAAUAUUAUUUUAAUGGAUUUUCGUUCGUUUCCACACUCACACGCAAACACGCAGUUCAGUAACUUAUAUUUUUGUGCAAAUUUCGAUAUUCUUCUCGGCUUGUUUAAUGUUUUCACAUUUUAAUUUAAUACUUAAUAACUACGUUAUUUUAUAACCGAACAACAUGCUGAUUAAUGAUAUAACAUGUAAUUUCACAUGAUAUGAUAUUGAAGGAGGCAUCAGUACCAUGUAAUUUCUAAAACGAACGAUAUAAUAAAUGAUAAGAAGUUAAGUAUUAA
Dalotia coriaria is the source of this 991-nucleotide messenger RNA. RefSeq names its product elongin B (gene EloB). Lineage: Eukaryota; Metazoa; Arthropoda; Insecta; Coleoptera; Staphylinidae. The transcript is spliced from 3 exons. The record is from RefSeq and is a predicted model, not a curated record. Gene Ontology annotation, cellular component: elongin complex; VCB complex. Gene Ontology annotation, molecular function: protein binding. Gene Ontology annotation, biological process: transcription elongation by RNA polymerase II. Bases 186 to 542 code for a protein of 118 amino acids.